Molecule: messenger RNA, 870 nt
Organism: Thermothelomyces thermophilus ATCC 42464
Lineage: Eukaryota; Fungi; Ascomycota; Sordariomycetes; Sordariales; Chaetomiaceae
Exons: 1
Coding region: 237-689 (150 amino acids)
Source: RefSeq, a predicted model, not a curated record
GUCGACCGUUACAAUCUGGGUUUUGCCAAGUAAGUGUUACCAUACCAUAUCUCGGCGACUCUUGUGUUCUCAAGUUGUGGGCGAUACCGGCCCUUUGUGUUGGCGAGGAAUCGGAUGCUGCUCGAUCAACCGGUCACAACAAUCGUUUCAAUACAUUGCAACUGCAACAGCAAUAUCUUGGUUCGCAGCUAACACUCUCCCAGCAGGCGCAGCUACUCCGCGUAGUCUGGCCCAGCAUGUCAUCGUCUCCCACCGACCCGAGGGGCCGGCCGAUGGCAGAGCCUCCCGCCGUUCUUCCUCCCGAGAAUAAACCGGAGACAUUAGGUCAGGAUCACCAGUACGCCGAAACCCUGCAAAAUCCCUUCCCGGAGGUUAUCCUGUCUCCAGCGUCGAGCACAGCUGUUGGCACCGCACCAACAUCGCCAGUCGCAGUCAACAGUGUCGACAACGCCAACGACGCGUCAACGGAGAAUGAGACACGCUCUUCCCUCCAUCAUCAAGGCACAAUCAGCAGCAAGGAGGACCCCGUCAUGCGCGAGGAUGUGUGGGUCGACCCAAGGGAGGAGCCGUGGUACAAGGCCGUCUCGCCGAGGAGGUGGGCCACCAUCGUCAUCUGUACCGUCGGCAUCACCGGCGUUGUGCUGGCAAUACUCGGCGCCAUGAACAAGCUCUCUAGUGGAAGGUACUGAAAGACGCCAACGACCCCAAAUCUAACUCCUUGACGCCGGAUGAGAACAUCCGCUAACCAGACCCAGUUCCUCUGACGCAUCCCCCCUGGUCGGGGAUGGUACAUCGAUGACAAGCACGACUCCUGCAACCCCGACGGCCUCUGCCGAUCCAGAUUCCACCGUAAGCCCUUUCUCUUUCCUG